Tarenaya hassleriana is the source of this 1273-nucleotide messenger RNA. Its product is annotated as plant UBX domain-containing protein 7-like. The transcript has a single exon. Gene Ontology annotation, molecular function: ubiquitin binding. Gene Ontology annotation, biological process: proteasome-mediated ubiquitin-dependent protein catabolic process. Bases 193 to 1167 code for a protein of 324 amino acids. The record is from RefSeq and is a predicted model, not a curated record. Lineage: Eukaryota; Viridiplantae; Streptophyta; Magnoliopsida; Brassicales; Cleomaceae. Gene Ontology annotation, cellular component: nucleus.
AUCUGUUGCGAUUCGAUUCAACGAGAUCAAGUAAGUGAAUUCAAGUAGGAAAAGGAAACUAUUUCUUUUUUUCCUUUUUUCUUGCAGGAUUUCACCUCCUCGAGUUCUUUAUAUUUACCCAUCUUCUCCCAAAAAUUUUCUCAGCAACUCAAGAAAAUUUUCCUGUCUUGUGGGUCCUUACAAAUUCUCAGAAUGGAGGCUACCACGUUGUCUGAAAGCGAACGACUGAGAUUGGUCUCAUCGUUUCUUGGGUUCGCUAUCGGACAAACCCCCGAAGCCGCUCGUUGGUUCUUGCAGGCAAAAAGCUGGAAUCUUGACGAAGCCCUCUUCUUCUUCUUCCAAUCUGUAAAUCAAAACCCACGUAACGAUCAUUCGCCUGCGAGAAGUACGAAUCUUCGGCAUGAACAACAGAUCUCCUCGACUUCUCCUCUCCGCCUGUUGUUCGAUGGGACAUUCACAGAGGCGAAAUCUGCUGCUUCUCGUCAGGAAAAAUGGCUUCUGCUGAGUCUGCAAUCUCGCUCUUGCACGCUGAAUCGAGACACGUGGUCGAACGAUUCCGUCUCUCGGAUCAUCAAAGCCAACUUCGUGUUCUUGCAGGUCUACGAUGAUACAAUCGAGGGUCGAAGCGUAUGCUCAUUAUACCAGCUCCAAACUACUCCUGUGGUGCUUCUGAUCGAUCCCACCACAGGCCAGCAGAUGCAUUUGUGGUCUGGAAAGAUCGAUCCUCGGGCCUUUCUCGAGGAUUUAGUACCGUUUAUGGAUCACGGCCCUCGGGAAUGUUCCUCUUCUUCUGUAUCCCGGAAACGCCCAAGAAUGGAUCCAAUGGUUGCCAAACAAGUUACUGAUUCUCUGAGGAAUAUGACUUUAGAAGCCGUCUUCCCUCCUCUCCCGGAAGAACCACAGGGCAGCUCCAAUGGCGGUUUUCUGUGUAGAGUCGGCGUUCGUCUCCCAGAUGGGCGAAGGCUAGUGAGGAGCUUCAACAAGAGCGACCCUAUUCAGCUUCUCUGGUCAUUCUGCUAUUCAGAGCUUGAGGGAUGGGAGGGGAAGCCACUGAAGCUGAGGUUAGCUAUUCCUGGAGCUUCCAAGACUCUCGAGUACGGAUCUAACCUGACGUUCGAGCAAUCCGGGCUUGAGAAUUCGUUGAUAACAGUCACUACUUGGGACUGAGGAUUCUUCUCCUUGUCUCUGCCGUUAUGGUUACAAGUGCACUAUUGUAAUAUUAGGGUAGGAAGGUUUUCGUGUGUUGCACUCUUUCAUCAUGGAUAAAUCAAAG